Penicillium pulvis is the source of this 351-nucleotide messenger RNA. Its product is annotated as PET191 family protein. Bases 1 to 351 code for a protein of 116 amino acids. Gene Ontology annotation, cellular component: mitochondrion. Lineage: Eukaryota; Fungi; Ascomycota; Eurotiomycetes; Eurotiales; Aspergillaceae. The transcript is spliced from 3 exons. Gene Ontology annotation, biological process: mitochondrial respiratory chain complex IV assembly. The record is from RefSeq and is a predicted model, not a curated record.
AUGCCUAGCUCGUGCCAGGAUAUUAGGGAGGCAUUGGCCCAAUGCCUGCAGGAGUCGGACUGCAUUAUGGUCCAGCGGCACACGCCGCGUGAGUGCCUGAGCUCUCCGCUGGCAGAGCAAUUGCCCACAAAAUGCCAGCAGUUGAAGAAAGGAUUCAGCGAGUGCAAGCGCGGAAUGAUCGAUAUGCGCAAGCGUUUCCGAGGAAAUCACCCGAUUUCCAUGGCCAAGGAUGCCGAUGGACAUGGAACUCAGUCGGAACAGCUGUAUGCUGGACGUCCGGCGUACACUACUGUUAAGGAGAUCAGUGGUGAUGAAGUGCAGAUGGACCCCGAGAAGACCCGUGGUCUGUAA